GGGCGGAGGAGCCGGGUGGCGGCGGCUGUGGCGGCGGCAGCGGGGAGGACAGAGCUCGCGUCCUUCUGCGGCGCCCAUGGGGACAGGACGACUUUAAAGGAGUUUGGGGGGGUUCUGGCGCUGGGCGACCACGGAUCCGGCGAUUCCUGCCCUCGCCUCGCCCUGUCAUUGAUGGGAAAUCAACUGGAUCGCAUCACCCACCUGAAUUACAGCGAGCUGCCGACCGGGGACCCCUCGGGGAUCGAGAAGGACGAGCUACGCGUCGGGGUGGCUUACUUCUUUUCGGAUGAGGAGGAGGACCUGGACGAGCGAGGCCAGCCAGACAAGUACGGCGUGAAGGGCUCCGGCAGCCCUGGCCAGGAGACGCCCACCCACCACCUCCACCACCAGCUGGUGCUGAACGAGACCCAGUUCUCCGCUUUCCGCGGCCAGGAAUGCAUCUUCUCCAAGGUCAGCAGCGGCCCCCAGGCUGGGGACCUCAGCGUCUACUCGGUGUCAGCCCUGCCUGCCCUAUGCAAGCCGGGGGACCUGCUGGAGCUGCUCUACCUGGGGCCGUCGGAGCACCCUCCGCCGCACUGGGCGGUGUACGUGGGCGGCGGGCAGAUCAUCCACCUGCACCAGGGGCAGAUCCGCCAGGACAGCUUGUACGAGGCGGCCGCGGGCAACGUGGGCCGGGUGGUGAAUAGCUGGUACCGCUUCCGCCCGCUGGUGGCGGAGCUGGUGGUGCAGAACGCCUGCGGGCACCUGGGCUUAAAAAGCGACGAGAUCUGCUGGACUAACUCCGAGAGCUUCGCCGCCUGGUGCCGCUUCGGGAAACGGGAGUUCAAAGCCGGGGGGGAGCUGCAGGCGGCUGCCGGCACCCAGCACCAGCAGCAGUACUAUCUCAAGAUCCACUUGGCAGAGAACAAGGUGCACACGGUGAGGUUCCACAGCCUGGAGGAUCUAAUACGUGAGAAGCGCAGGAUCGAUGCCAGUGGCAAACUGAGAGUGAUCAAAGACCUGGCUAUAGUGGAUGGGAAAGAAUAGGGAGGAGCAGGAGUACAUGGCUAUCUUCUUUCUGCCCUGCCCGGGGAGACCAGCCUGCCACAGAGACAGGAGGCUGCACCUUCCUUCCAUGGGACACGACUGGAAGCAGGAUCCAUGGCAACAUUCCAAAAAAAACCAGCAUUCUUUAUGCCCAUAGCCAGUAUUUUGUUUGGCUUUUAAUAGCAUUAAUGCUGAAAGAGCGAGAGGGAGGAAGAAAAGGGGGGAGGUGCAGGAAGGCUGUUCUCAGAGUACAUGGACGGAGUCUCUCCUGUCGAUUGAUGUUGACCAUGCUAGCAACAUGCCAAUAAAAUUUCAAAUUGAAAUUUC
This is a messenger RNA of Empidonax traillii (willow flycatcher), 1353 nucleotides long. RefSeq names its product family with sequence similarity 84 member A (gene LRATD1). Bases 172 to 1026 code for a protein of 284 amino acids. The transcript has 2 exons. The record is from RefSeq and is a predicted model, not a curated record. NCBI's taxonomy places the organism in Eukaryota, Metazoa, Chordata, Aves, Passeriformes, Tyrannidae.